This is a messenger RNA of Humulus lupulus (European hop), 828 nucleotides long. RefSeq lists its product as uncharacterized. NCBI's taxonomy places the organism in Eukaryota, Viridiplantae, Streptophyta, Magnoliopsida, Rosales, Cannabaceae. The record is from RefSeq and is a predicted model, not a curated record. The transcript has 2 exons. The coding region runs from base 1 to 828 and encodes 275 amino acids.
AUGCCUUCCGGAGAAGCCUUUGAUCUGUACGCUGAUGAUGAUGCUCCUCUAAGCAAAAAGAGAGCGAGCAGAAGGCAUCCUGGGGAGGGCAGCAGCGAUCCUGCUAGGAAGAAGGCUCGAGCAGAGGAUCCUCCAACACCCCAUGUUGCGCCCACUCCUUCUAUGAAUAUGACGCCUCUUCCCCCUCCUCGCAAUAACCUUCCUCCCGAGCAGGCAAGGAAACCUUCAACAAAUGACCUGCUGAGUGUCGCCAACGCCACUCAGGAGAGGAUACAAAGGCUUUCAUGGGUAUCCUCACAAUGGGGCAUGGCUACUGCUGAGCUGAGGAGAAAGGCUAAAUUUGCUGAGGAGGUCAAGGCGGUCGAGGCCAGAUAUGCCGAGAAGCUGAAAGCGGCCGAGGAGAAAAGUGCUAAACUGGGCGAGGAGCUGAAGAACCAUCAGGAGGCAUUGGUUAAAAUUACUGAGGCCAAGGAAAAGUAUAAGGAGGCUUCAGCGUUGAAUUUUAAAGAGGCCUCCAAACUUCAGGAUGACCUGGUGAUCAGCAGGAAAGAAACCGACGAGCAGGAGGAGCGCGCUAAUUGGCUCGAGGAAGCCAAUGCUCGCAACCUGGAGAAAUAUAAGGGAGCAGCAUUCAAAUGCUUCUACCUAUUCUGGAAGAGCAACCCACGGGAUAACUUUGACUACCUCCCAGAGCAUAUGAAGCAAGCUGAACUGGCCAAGUGUGCUGCUCGCCUGGAAGAAGAGAAGAAAGUUCAGGAGUCUCCUGAGAUUUCUUUGGCGACGAACAUUGAAGGCGCCGAAGAGGAUGCUGAGACCACAAUCGAUUAG